AUGGCUUCAACACCAAUGGAUAUCGACGAUUUACCCCCUGCCACGGCGCCAUCACUCAACAUCACCCGUACGCUUGGCGCAAGCAAUGUGCCCAGCACGACGGCUGUCAGUGACGUGAUCUCGGCAUUCAGACCAACAAAGCUGUUCCAAAGAGACGAUAUCAAGGAGGGCAAACCACAGCCGUAUAUAUUAUCAAUCGAUUUCGACGACCCGGGCGAACUGUGCAUGACCUCGGAGAGCGAUGAGACCAUACAGAUUUACAACGUCAAGGACGGCCGGCAUGACAAGAGCUUGCUGAGCAAGAAGUACGGUGUCAAACUCGCAAAGUUCACGCAUACCAGCUCGAGUAUCAUCUAUGCCAGCACCAAGCAGAACGACGCCAUCCGAUACCUUGCGACCCAUGAUAAUUCCUUUAUCCGCUACUUCGAAGGCCAUGAGGGCGCAGUCACAGAUUUAGCGCUGCACCCCGGUGCGGACAAUUUCAUCUCCUGCAGUGUCGACAACACGGCGCUGAUAUGGAACAUUGGGACGAAGCAGUGGACCGGCAAGCUGUUCCUGAACACGCCCUACCUUUCGGCCUGGGAUCCAUCGGGCAAUGCAUUCGCCAUCGCCUCCCCUUCCAGCGGGAGCGUUCUGCUCUACGACUAUCGCAACUACGAGAAGGGGCCGUUUUCCGUCUUCGAUGUGUUGAAGGCCCGAGGGCCGGCGGACCCAGAGGGUGCCUUCAGAGGGUGGACGAAGCUCGAGUUCUCCAACGACGGGAAACACCUACUCCUAGGAUCGCGUGGUGACGGCCACUUCCUCCUAGACUCUUUCGACGGAAGUCUGAAAGCGUACUUGAAGAAACCGGGUGCCAGCACAAGGCGGCUGGCUGCGGGCGAAGCAGAUGGAGGAAACGUGGAGGGCAGCGGCGAGUGUUGCUUUGCUCCGGACGGCCGAUACGUGCUGAGCGGAGCGAAAUCGGAUCUUCUUGUUUGGGACACGCUGGCGACGCCCGGAACGGACAAGGUUCUUGAACCGGCGCAUGUCCUGGAGGAGAAGCGGGAGGCAGCCGUGGUGGCAUACAACCCGCGGUACAACAUGAUUGCCACAGGAGACCAGGAGCUCGUGUUUUGGCUACCUGAUCCCAACUUGUAG
Chaetomium strumarium is the source of this 1137-nucleotide messenger RNA. Its product is annotated as WD40-repeat-containing domain protein. Gene Ontology annotation, cellular component: Set1C/COMPASS complex. The transcript has 3 exons. Bases 1 to 1137 code for a protein of 378 amino acids. The record is from RefSeq and is a predicted model, not a curated record. Gene Ontology annotation, molecular function: chromatin binding; protein binding. Lineage: Eukaryota; Fungi; Ascomycota; Sordariomycetes; Sordariales; Chaetomiaceae.